Messenger RNA from Closterium sp. Yama58-4, 2373 nucleotides. NCBI's taxonomy places the organism in Eukaryota, Viridiplantae, Streptophyta, Zygnematophyceae, Desmidiales, Closteriaceae. The record is from the annotation of a GenBank genome assembly.
AUGUGUCUGUCGGUGUGGGUGCUGGACGGCCAUCCGCUCUACGCGCUGCUCCUCGCCUCCAACCGCGACGAGCUCCUCGCCAGGCCCACGGACCCCGCGCACUAUUGGCGCGACGACCCGCGCGUGCUAGCGGGGCGCGACCUGCUGUGCGGGGGCACGUGGCUGGGCGCGAGCACGGGCGGGCGCGCCGCAUUCCUCUCCAACUGCUGGGCCGUCCGCAACCGCGCCGACGCUGUCAGCCGCGGCGCCCUCAUCUCCGACUUCCUGCAGGGCGCGUGGCGCGCGGAGGCCGCUGGGGACGCGGAGGGCGCGGAAGGCGCAGGGGGUCCGCGGGAGUACCUGGAGUCCGUGGCGCGGCGCGCGCACCUCUUCAACGGGUUCAACCUCGUUGCUGCUGACGUGGCAUUUGACAAGAGCAGGCACAGCGCGGAUGCGGCAGCAGCGGAGGAGCAGGACCAAGAGCGGAAGCAGGGGCGCGCAAGCACAGAGGGGGGAGGCGCAGAGGGCGCAUGUGGGGAGGAAGCCAGCAGUAGCCCCUCCGCGCAUGUACGCAUGUAUUACCUGACCAACGCCCCGCACCAUGAGGGGGAGGGUGCAAAUAGAGGCGCGGAUGGUGGCGGGGAGGGAAGGGAUGGGGCGGCAGCAUGUGGUGUGAUGCGCGUGGAGCGAGGGCUGCAUGGGCUCAGCAAUGCGGCUCUUGACACUCCCUGGAGCAAGGUGGAAAACUUAGCCGAGCUGUUGGCGGUUUGCACCCCCGCCACUCCCUCCCUUCCCCGUUUCCCAAUUCAACCGCCUGGCCCCUCUCCCCGGCUCGCAAUUUUCCAUUGGCAGGUGGAGCGAGCCAAGGAGCACUUAGCUGAGCUGCUGGCGGAGAGUAACGGGGGCGAGGUGCCAGCAGAGGUGAUUAUAGAGAGAGUGCUCAUGGACGCAUGGCAGCCUGUGCACCCUCACACUAGUGCUGACGUGGCGGAGGCGGAGCACUGCCCUAUGGGGCCGGAGUACGAUCAGAGGCUGACACCUGUCUUUGUCAACUGCGACACUCCCAAGGGGGCGUAUGGAACACGCAGCUGCAUAGUGGUGGCGGUGCACCGCUCAGGACUGCGAUCCUGCGAGGCUGAGCCGAUCUUCUUGAGUUGCAAGGCGAGAGUGUUGACGAGUCGCGUGAGACGAGCGGAGAGCAAUCGGACAGCGAAGAUGGCCUCGCAGGACACCGUGUCAAGAAAGCUCGUUGUGCUGGGCAUACCGUACAGCAUGGACACGGAGGGCCUCCGCGAAUACAUGGAGAAGUUUGGCGCGCUCGAUGACGUCAUCGUGCUCAAGGAUCGGAGCACAGGGCGUUCUCGAGGGUUUGGCUACGUGACGUUCAGCCUCCUCGCAGACGCGCAGAGCGUGGCGCAGAUGAAGCACACCCUGGGAGGCCGGCAAUUGGAAGUCAAGACCGCCACGCCCAAGGAGGAGAUGUCCAAGGGGCCCAAGGUGUCGUCCACCCGCAUAUUCGUCGCGCGCGUGCCCACCACCGUGACUGAAGACAGAUUCAAAAGGUACUUCGGAGCGUUUGGCAAUGUGACUGACUGCUACAUGCCCAAGGGCCACGGGUCCAACCCGCAUCGCAACAUUGGCUUUGUGACCUUUGACGAUGCAGCGUCGGUGGACAAGGUGCUGGAAGAGCCAAGGGAGCUGGAUGGAGCCACGCUCGCCAUCGACAGAGCCACGCCCAAGGGAGCCCGCCUAUGGCGCGCCUCCCCCUGCUGCUGCUCCGCAGGGGCAUGGGGGGGCGGGCGGGCAGGGGUAUGGGGGGGGAGGCGGGGCAGGGCGGUGCAUCCGACCAAGAUAUUUGUGGGGAAGCUGCCGCAUGAUGCCACUGUGGGGGACAUUCGCGAGUACUUCGGGCGGUUUGGGCCUGUGGAGGACGUUUACCUGCCCAAGGACUCGGCCAAGGGGGGUCACAGGGGGUUCUGCUUCGUGACUUUCUUAGAGGAGGAGGUGGCAGCCUUCGUUGCCAAGAGGCAGCAUGAGAUCUGCGGCCGCACCGUGGCAGUGGAGAGGGCAACGCCACAAGAAGGCGCUCCCCCCCCAGUCCCCUCCUCUGCGGCCUACCUGCCCUCCGCCUACGCGCCUGCCCCCUCCGACCCCUCCAUGGGGGCCUCCUCAGGGCCCAGGAGCCCGGGAGCAGCAGCAGCGGCGGCGGCAGCGCAGGGGUAUUACAUUGCAGCAGCACAGCAGGCGUAUGGGCAGGCGCCUGCUCCUGGUGCUGACUACGGGCAAGCCGUGCAAUACAGCACUGCAGCAUAUGGCGACCUGGCAGGCCCACCGGGAACCGUGCCCGCUGACAGGGGUGCCUCCAGGGGUGACCUUCGCUACCGCCCCUACUGA